ACUGAUGUUGGCGUCAGUUACCUCGCUGUGAACUCUGUUAAGGAUUCUUUUAAAAAUAUAUUUAUUUAUUUUAUUUUUAAAACAGAGAUAAUAUAUAAAUAAUACAGUUUGUCGUGAUAGUAGUUAAAAUGGCGAAUAUGGGUUUCGUACUAGGCCUUAUUUUUAUUUGGUUGAGUCUCUGUGGCCCAGUAACUGUUUCUGCGUGCAGCAGACAUUGGCUUGCCUACACACUGCAGGAUCACUUUGACGGACCAUCAAUGAACAUGGUGCCCCUGAAGUUUUCGGAGAGCAGAACAGUCAUUGUUGAAAAUGAUUGCAUCAGCAGUGUGGCGUUGUACAUGGGAAGCAAGCUUUUCCUAACAGCACAUGGGUUUGAGGGAUCUCACUGUCCCAUAUAUUUUCCUGUCGACUAUGAGGGUCUGCUUGCUCAUGUGACAUCUGCAGAGUUCGUGCUGCAGCACGUUGUGAUGGCCAUCAAUGGCCGGGUUUAUCUGUACAAUACAGAAGACUUCACCUGGAGAGCAGCUAAAGGUGUGGAGUCCAUGGUGACAGAGAUCUCUUCAAAUCAGUGCUGUUUCAGUGAGGACCCUUCUUGUAUGGCAGUGAGUUCCACGGUUCUUGCAUACAACCGAGGAGAUCCUGUCUCCAGCACGAGAAUAUUCUUCUCUUCUGAUGGGGGCUACACCUUUACAAAGUUCACAUUGCCUUCACAUUUAAAGGGAGAUGUUGGAGGAGUCUUUAACAUGCCAACGUUAUCAACUUUAUCUGUGCUGCUCAAAAACUCUGAUGAUAUGGCAUACUUCAGCUACUGGACGUCGGAUUUGAAUUUGACUUCCAAAGUGUUCCCUCUGAAGGAGUCCUUGGCUGUGCUGUCAGUGAUCCAGCCGGCAGGGAUGAAAGGGAGUCUGGUGAUCUGGACAGAGCACUCACUGCUCUUCUCUCCAAACGACGGGCAAGUCACGCAGCCCAUUGCUGUGAUUGGGAAUAACGAAUUCCCAGGGCCUGCUGUCACCCUCCAUGGUAUUGCCACAACAGGCAGCAGUGAGAUUGCUGUACUAACCAGUGAUAAGCGUCUCUUCUAUGGGAGGCUCAGCAUGGAACCUGUCAUCGUUGAGUUUAAAACCAUAAGUGACAUUUCUGCUGGGAUGGGAAUGAGGUUCAACACAUUUGGAGAGCUGGUCGUGAUCCUUCCUGUUGAAGAUCCAGCUGCAGGCUGUGUGGAUUUCCUGCACUGCCUCGUCAUCAUUCAGCAGGCGCUCAUGAGCGUCACGCCUCCUCUAGCCACCUGUCCGGUGGAGCUGAUGUCCAGUGAAUUUGAUCAGCGUGUGUAUUACAUUGACAUGAGCCAGUCUUUGCAACUGUCUGCAGUUUACGUACCCAAGGCGUCUGCUGAGAUAUUUCCUUUGGUGACUGUGACAGACCCACAUUUACUGGCUUUCCAAGCUGUUUCAUACAUCGACGGCUUAACUUCCGAGGGAGACAAGAAAUACAAGCUGAAUAUUGUAUUGCUUCAGCAGCUGAUUACAAAGAUGGCUGAUCCAACUUUUUCUCACAGUUUACUGAAGGGAGGCAUUUCCACCCUCACGGUCGACGUGCUGGAUAAAGGCCUUACCUGCAAGGACAUGCAUCCGCUGAACGCAUUUAUCAAUGUUGGAUGUCCGCCAAACAAACACAUCAAAGUUUUAAGGAAUGUGACAGUCUGCUCCAAGGGACAGUUUAAUCAGGAAACACUUCAGAACAACUUCACCUACACCAUUUCCAAGAAGACCUAUGACCCCCAGUAUCUGUAUCGUCAGGAUUCAGCUGCAGAAGACCUCCGUGUGCUAUACAGCUUUGUUGAUCUACAGUGCCCCCUGCUGGUUUAUGUCGAUAAUCCUUGGCUGCCGCUUUUAGAACUGUGGGAAGGCAAGACGUUUGUAGAAUUUGUCCCAGCGGACUUUGUGAUGUUCGAAGUCCACGGGAUGUACAAUUAUGAGUACCAGCAGUCUGCGCGCAGUGCCGGGUGCGUGUCCCAGCCUCAGACCUGGAGAUCAAUGCUGAAAACCCAGUCUCGGCCCAACCCUCACACUGCCUGGAACAGAAAGAACUACGUGAGCUGUAAAGAUCCGUCCGGGCCUCCUCUGACAUCACCGGAGCUGGAAUACGAGGUUCUGAAAGCCGGUUCUGGGAACAUGGUCAUGUUUCCCAGCUACAACGGGUUCUAUAUCUUCAAAGCCAUUGUGGUGGAUCCCACAUACAGUUUCUGUGAGCUGUCUGUCACCUUCAGCGUGUACGUGUACGGUGCCUUCCCGGAAGCGAAGUUUGACUCGCCGCUGACCCUGGUCGUAUUCCUGGUCAUUUUCGCAGGGAUAAUGCUGGUCGGGUUCUACCUGCCGUGGUUCCUGCUAAAAAGACCCAACCCUUAACGUACAAAGACGAGCCUCUGCUCUGCUGUGCUGACCUGCCGGGAGCUCUCACGACAAAGCAUACAAGGCAAUGGAUGGGCAACUCCGGUUCUACAAUGAUGUGAAAUAACAGCAACUACAGUUCAGAUUUCUAUAACGCUUUUCAUCACAAGGAUCCCAAAGAGCUUCACGCACGCACGCAGGCACGCACACGCACACGCACACACACACGCACACACCGUUAAACCAUUCAAUUUAAAACAACCCGAUACAAAAUGUAAUCAAACAGACAUUUAAAAAAAAAGAUAAAAAAUGUGUUUUAAUUGUAAAAGAUGAAACGCUAGUUUGUAAAACUAGAACAAUUAAAAACAGCCUAUUAAAAAAAAAAACAUGACUAGAAUUGAAUUAAUAAUAAGCUUUGGGAUGUGGAUGUGGAGGGGUUUAAUUUCACAAUGAAGAACGUGGUUGGAACAAAGACGUGGCCUGGAAGCCCAUUCCAUUCCAGAUAUGAAAGGGUUAGAAACAGUAAGCAGCAGCGUGGUGUGUGGAAUAUCCCUGGCUUCUGAUUCUGCACAUCCACCACCCUGAGGAGAGACGCCAAGCCAGACCACUCGGACUGUAGAGUUUCUGAGGUUUGCUCUUUCAUGUGUCCUUAAUGACAGCGUACACAGCUGUAUCUGAUGGCAGCUUUGUUUUCAAUUAAACUUGACCUGUUUCCUGUAAAAAAAAAAACAUGUGCUUUUGUUUCUAUGCUCUCUGCUGCUCUAAAAUACAACAAUGUGAACUUAAAAAGAAAAAAAAAGUAUUUGAAGAAUAAACUUUUAUUUUCACAUGGGCUCAUAAGUAUAACAUUUCCAAUCUCUCUCUCUCUCUCUCUCCUUUACCUACAAGCCUCCUGACACCACCUUGAUAAGGUAAAAGGAAACAUUCUCUUAGAUACACUUUGAAUAGAAACAGUGUCACAGUAACAUGCAAUGAAUACCCUACUCUCCACAGUUACACACACGUGAUACACACUGCCCACUUGAACCAAUGUACCUUUUGCGCCAUUCUAAUUAUUAAGUUGUGAAACUGGAGGCGGGUUUUAUAAUGCACUGUUUUUGAGUAAAUACACAAAGCUGCAGCAUUUGUGAUGUCUUCUUCUGCUACCACUGGGACUGUUUGGCUGUUUCUAAAGCAAGCUGAUGCACUAGUUUGUGCGUCUUUUUAAACACGCCACUGUUAUGAACUGCAGAAUUCCGGGCGGAGCGGCUGUGCUUCUCUGCAGGCAAAUAAAUAGGUGGAAGAUGCAUGAACUGUAACAACAUGAUUAUGUAAUGCAAAGCUAAUCAAUCUGGCUAGUUCUUUAAGGUACAUGCAGUGC
This is a messenger RNA of Acipenser ruthenus (sterlet), 3747 nucleotides long. Its product is annotated as cation channel sperm-associated auxiliary subunit delta-like. The transcript has 22 exons. The record is from RefSeq and is a predicted model, not a curated record. Bases 129 to 2405 code for a protein of 758 amino acids. NCBI's taxonomy places the organism in Eukaryota, Metazoa, Chordata, Actinopteri, Acipenseriformes, Acipenseridae. Gene Ontology annotation, biological process: flagellated sperm motility; sperm capacitation. Gene Ontology annotation, cellular component: sperm principal piece; CatSper complex.